Molecule: messenger RNA, 1144 nt
Organism: Epinephelus lanceolatus (giant grouper)
Lineage: Eukaryota; Metazoa; Chordata; Actinopteri; Perciformes; Serranidae
Gene: emc10
Product: ER membrane protein complex subunit 10
Cellular component (GO): EMC complex
Source: RefSeq, a predicted model, not a curated record
GUUAUUGUGACAUCCUUGACACUGUCUUCCGGUGCCCAUUCCUGUCAAAAUGGCUCGUCCACUACCAUUUAAAAUAGCAGUCGUUGCCACUGUUUUGUUUGUCGUAUGCACCAAUUUUGUAUUUUGUAAUAACGGCAGAAGGGUUGGCGACGUCAUGGACACUGAAUUCGGUGGAUUCUCCGUACCUCUUGAACACUCAUUUGAAGUUGAUGAUGUAGCAAAGUUUCGAGUGCGUGGAGCACUGAUGUUGAAAGCUGGACGGGAGCCCAGCGUCUCACUAAGUCAGAACCAGCUAUCAGAGGAGGACAGAACCAAACUUAAGGAAGUGGCAGCAGUGGACGGUCUAUACAGAAUCAGGGUGCCCCGUGUUUUCCUGCAGGCAGACAGACAGACAGAGCGACAGAUGGAGGGUUACCUCACAGCAUUUGUCAGAGCGUGUGCCAUGGUUGAGUCCCAUCUCAGCGACGUCAUCUCCCUCCACACUGACGUCUCUGGGUACCUCAUCGGUGUCUCCAUAGUGACAAUACCUGGAGCCUGCAGGGGCACAGAGGUAGAGGAUGAAGUUGAUCUCGAGGUUUUCAACACCACACUCAGCAUCAUGGCUCCUGUCAAUGCACCAGGACCUGAGACAGCUCUGUUCCUCGAACGAAUGGAACAGGAAUCUGAGAAGAAAGGGAAGAAUCCACAAGAGCAGAAAUCUUUCUUUGCUAAAUAUUGGUAUUUGAUUCUUGGAGGUGCAAUCUUCCUCAUGGUCACCAAUUCAGCACAGCCCCCAGCAGGGGGCGGCAGAGAGCAGAGCUGAUUCCCGCUGAAUGGAUGUACAUCGUGCCUCUCGUCCUCUUCCUGAUGAUGUCUGGUGCUCAGGACCAAUCAGGUGGGGGAGCCGGGGGCGGAGCAGCCAAUGGAGGUGGCCGAUGAUCAACACGCAACAGCUUCUCCUUUUUCCUUUGGUUGUUAUUUUGGGGGGGGGUGAACAUUUUCUGAUUCUCUUGAACAGUUUUUAAUUGCUGUACAUAAUGCUAUUUAAAUGGGAUAAAUGUUCGUCACACACACACACACACAACUUGUACUUGUACAGCAUAGAGGAGAUAUUGUGCCCUGCAGAUGACUGCAUUUUUAGUGAAAAUAAAGUAUUAUUACUUGA